Molecule: messenger RNA, 884 nt
Organism: Octodon degus (degu)
Lineage: Eukaryota; Metazoa; Chordata; Mammalia; Rodentia; Octodontidae
Gene: Emc9
Product: ER membrane protein complex subunit 9
Exons: 5
Coding region: 220-840 (206 amino acids)
Cellular component (GO): EMC complex
Source: RefSeq, a predicted model, not a curated record
AGCAGGCGCAGACUUGCGCUCUCGGGUUAAGGAUCUGGGGGCGGAGCUGGGUGUCAGGGACGCCCCGUAGACCUCCCGGUGGGCCUCGCAGGGUACAUACUCCGGAUAAAGGUGGCGCAGAGCAGUCACCGUCGAACCUGAGCUAGGAGGACGGGAAAGACCGAACUCGGUUGAGUCGGGGUGGAAACCAGGCCCUCGGGCUUGCAGGGCCGGCUCGCCAUGGGGGAGGUGGAGAUCUCUGCCCGCGCCUACGUGAAGAUGUGCUUGCACGCAGCCCGGUACCCGCACGCCGCGGUCAACGGGCUGCUGCUGGCGCCAGCGCCGCGGUCCGGAGAAUGCCUGUGCCUCACCGACUGUGUGCCACUCUUCCACAGUCAUCUGGGCUUGUCAGUCAUGCUGGAAGUCGCCCUCAACCAGGUGGAUGUGUGGGGAGUGCAGGCCGGUCUGGUGGUGGCUGGGUACUACCAUGCCAAUGCAGCUCUGGAGGACCAGAGCCCUGGGCCACUGGCCUUGAAAAUCGCUGGGCGAAUUGCAGAAUUUUUCCCUGAGGCAGCACUUAUUAUGUUAGAUAAUCAGAAACUGGUGCCUCAGCCUCGUGUGCCUCCAGUUAUCGUCCUGGAGAACCAAGAUCUCCACUGGGUCCCCAAAGACAAGAACUUAGUGAUGUGGAGGGACUGGGACGAGUCACGGCAGAUGGUGGCAUCGUUACUGGAGGGCCGGGCCCACCAGCACAUUGUGGAUUUUGACUGCCACCUUGAUGACAUCCGGCAGGACUGGACCAACCAGCAGCUCAACAGCCAGAUCACCCAGUGGGUCAGGCCCACUGAAGGCAAUGCCUGAGCUUGGGUCAAGAAGGCCAGGAAAUAAUAAAGAGACUUGGGCUG